AUUGUUUUAAUAGCAGAUUUUUUUUAGGACACAAUAUGUCAAUAUCAAGGAGGAUCACGACAAUCUCCUCCUUCUCUUAUUUUUUAUCACUUUUCCCCUUUCUUUUAUUUUGUUUUUCUGACAUUUCCACAAACACAUACCGUGCUCGUCGCCAGAAACUAGCCCCAAUAGAUGGUUGGAGUCAGCAAAGAAGACAAUGAUAAAGGUGGUGGAGGAAGCCUGAGCACUCUGGCUUGCUCCUCUUCCUUGAGAAAUUUAUCUUCAAUGGAAGUAUCAUAAAGUUUCUCAGCUCAUCAUUAAAACCUUCCACCUCCAAGAGUUUGACUUGGCACUUCUGGUUCAACGCAAAUAGUCUCGACCCGUUUCUUUGUUUUAGAAUCCCAGACCCAAGAUCAUUUUAAUUUGAUUUGCUAGAUGAAAAGCUUUUGCAUGGAUCAUUGUCUUCUCAUUGCCUUCAUCUUCGUUGUUCUCCAUCUGCCUUCAUCUUCGUUGUUCUUCGAGCUUUUGCUGGAUGAAGAGUUUCGCAUCAUCAAUGUCUUCUCACUGCCUUAUUGUCGUUGCAAAAUUAUUUUCGUGGACUUCACUUAUGUAAGGAUAAAAAGGGGAAAGAGCCAGAUGUAUCAGAGUUCAUAUCAGCUUUGGCGGAAGGCAACAAUGCACAACUCAUGGUGAUGGCAUGUGCUGGUGCUCCAGGAGCAAACGCUCAGGCUUUAGUUGCGGCAAGACAUCAAACAGGUAUAAUUCUCUCAAUCAGCAUUAAAGUGGCUAUUUACUAAAAGUGUGAGCUUCCUAUUUUUAUAGUUCGUAGUGGCUCACCUAUGAAGGUUCAGAUGUCUAAUCGAGAGGAGAGUUUUGAGCAAGCCCUCAAUCAUGAUCCAAAAUCAAAGAAACCAAAGAAAAAACGAGGAACUACCCAAGGAAAAUAUACAUUGAAAAUGAAAUCCAAAGGGAUUCAACAAAAGGUGACAUACAAUAGAAGAUCUCAACCUGUUGGGAAAGGAGCAAUACGCUACUCUACUUAUUCAGGAGCCUUAGCACGAAAUGAAUGGGUUCCUAUUGAUCUUCCAAAUUGGCACAAUGCAGAUGAAGUUAAGUUAGACAUGAUAUGGAAAGAAAUGAAAGGCAAAGAAUCCUCACACAUUGAUGUAUCCACCUGCUAUAUAUCCUGGCAUUACUCAACCAGUUUGGCACAAUUUUGUGGCGAGUCGAACUACACCAGAAUUUCAAGAACUUAGAAAGUUACAACAAGCUAGACGUGCUGAAAAUGAUAACCCUCAUCGCCUGGGGCGUAAAGGUUACCCUAAUUUAGAAUAUGAGCUUGUGAGUUCACCAAAAACUAUAUUAUACUGAACUUUUUUUAUUAACUGUCAUAUUAAGCUUUUCAAUAAAUGAAUAGUACUAACAUUAUUAAGG
Molecule: messenger RNA, 1413 nt
Organism: Cannabis sativa
Lineage: Eukaryota; Viridiplantae; Streptophyta; Magnoliopsida; Rosales; Cannabaceae
Exons: 6
Coding region: 819-1235 (138 amino acids)
Source: RefSeq, a predicted model, not a curated record